Dromaius novaehollandiae (emu) is the source of this 3822-nucleotide messenger RNA. RefSeq names its product VPS51 subunit of GARP complex (gene VPS51). The record is from RefSeq and is a predicted model, not a curated record. The transcript is spliced from 10 exons. Gene Ontology annotation, biological process: lysosomal transport; retrograde transport, endosome to Golgi; endocytic recycling. Gene Ontology annotation, cellular component: EARP complex; membrane; GARP complex. Lineage: Eukaryota; Metazoa; Chordata; Aves; Casuariiformes; Dromaiidae. The coding region runs from base 68 to 2467 and encodes 799 amino acids.
ACGCGCGCGGAGGCGGCGGGGCCGGAAGCGGCGGGGCGGGGCCGGAAGCGGCUGUUGCGGCGGCGCCAUGGCGGAGGCGGCGGCGGCCGGGGGCAGCCCCGAGGCCGGGGCCGAGGCCGAGGCCGAGGCCGGGGCCGAAGCCGGGGCCGGGGCCGAGCCGGGCCGGCGGCGGCCCCACGGGCUGCUCCAGCGCUAUUACGGGCUGCCCGAGGCGGCGGGGGAGGCCCCGGACCCCGCCGACAUCAACGGGCCCCACUUUGACCCGGAAGUGUACCUCACCAAGCUGCGGAGCGAGUGCCCGCUGGGGCAGCUGCUGGCGCGCGAGGCCGAGCUGGUGCGGCAGAUCCGGGCGCUCGACAGCGACAUGCAGACGCUCGUCUACGAGAACUACAACAAGUUCAUCUCCGCCACCGACACCAUCCGGAAGAUGAAGGCCGACUUCCGGCGCAUGGAGGCCGAGAUGGACGGUCUGGCCGCCAACAUGGCCGCCAUCACCGCCUCCAGCGCCCGCGUCAGCGCCGCGCUGCAGGAGCGGCACCGCCGUGGCGCCCAGCUCGCCGGGGUGCACGCGCUGCUGCGGAAGCUGCAGUUCCUGUUCGAGGUGCCGGGGCGGCUGCGGCGGUGGGCGGAGCCGGGCGGGGAGGCGGGGCGGGCGGUGCGCUGCCACGCCCGCGCCCGGGCCGUGCUGCGCCAGUACCGCCACCUGCCCUCCUUCCGCGCCAUCGAGGACGAGAGCCGCGCCAUCAUGGCCGCCCUGGCCCAGCGCCUCCGCGCCCGCCUCCGGGACGGCGCCUCGGACCCCAAGGAGCUGGCGGAGUGCGUGGAGCUGCUGCUGCAGCUGGAGGAGCCGCCCGAGGAGCUGUGCGAGGAGUUCCUGGCGCACGCCGGCGCCCGCCUGGAAGCCGAGCUGGCGGCGCUGGAGGCCGAGCUGCCGCCCGAGGGCGCUGAGGAGGACGAGGCCGCGCCGCCGCCGCCCACCGACAUCCUCGACUUCGUCGACCGCGGCUGCUCCGCCUUCGUGGGCAACCUCUGCUUGCUGGCGGCCUCCUACCGCGGCCUCUUCGAGGGGCGCGCGGCGGCGGACGGCGGCGGCGGCGGAGGAGGAGGAGGAGGAGGAGGGCGGCUGGAGGCCUUCGCCGGCGGCCUGGCCGCCCGCUACUUCGCCCUGCUGGAGCGGCGCCUGGCGCUGGAGCGGGGCCUGGGCGACCCGGCGCUGCUGGUGCGGGCGCUCGACCGCUUCCACCGCCGCCUCCGCCCGCUGCUGCCGCUGCUGCCGCCCGCCGCCGCCGCCGCCGCCGCCGCCCUCGUGGCCCGCGCCGCCCGCCGCCGCCUCGCCCGCUACCUCGCCGCCCUCCAGGCCUUCGUCCUGGGCUGCCUGGGCGACGCCCGCCGGGCCCUGGCCGCCCCCCGGGCGCCGGGCAAGGAGGGGCCGCCGCUGCCGGAGCUCCUGGCCGCCCUGGCCGCCGCCGCCCUGGCGCAGCUCAAGGCCGUGCUGGCCUACGCCCGCCUCUUCACCGCCAAGGACGUCGCCUUCGCCAGCCUGCCCUACUUCAAGGGGGAGUUCUGCGCGGUGGCGGUGCGCGAGGGGCUGGUGGUGGCCUUCGUGCGCUGGCUCUGCCGCACGGCGCGCGGCUUCUGCGAGGGCCCGGCCGAGCGGGGGGCCCCGGCGGCACCCCCGGCCCUGCUGCUGCUCCUCGCCCGCCUCUGCCUCGACUACGAGGCCGCCACCAUCAGCUACGUCCUCACCCUCACCGACGAGCAGUUCCCCCCCGAGGAGGGGGCCCCGCCGGGGACGCCGGGGACGGCGCUGGGCGCGGAGGCCCGCGAGGCGGCCCAGCGGCUCCUCGACCACUACGUGAAGGUGCAGGGUGCCGCCGUGGCCCAGAUGCUGCGCAAGAGCGUGGAGACCCGCGACUGGCUGGGCACCGCCGAGCCCCGCAACGUGCGCGCCGUCAUGAAGCGCGUCGUCGAGGACACCACCGCCAUCGACGUCCAGGUGGGGCAGCUCUUCGAGGAGGGGGUGCGGCGGGCGCAGAGCAGCGACUCGAGCCGGCGCGCCUUCUCCGUGUACAGCAGCUCGCGGGCGCCGGGGCGCUACGCCCCCAGCUACACGCCAAGCGCCCCCAUGGACACCCACCUGCUCAGCAACAUCCAGAAACUCUUCUCCGAGCGCGUCGACAUCUUCAGCCCCGUCGAGUUCAACAAGGUGUCGGUGCUGACGGGGAUCAUCAAGAUCAGCCUGAAGACGCUGCUGGAGUGCGUGCGGCUGCGGACGCUGGGCCGCUUCGGGCUGCAGCAGGUGCAGGUGGACGCCCACUACCUGCAGCUCUACCUGUGGCGCUUCGCCGCCGACGAGGGGCUCGUGCAGGGGCUGCUCGACGAGAUCGUGGCCAGCGCCGGGCACCGCUGCCUCGACCCGGCGCCCAUGGAGCGCAGCGUCGUCGAGCUGCUCUGCGAGCGCGGGUAGGACACGCCAGGAACACGCCAAGGACACGGGACGCGCGGGGGACAUGGGAUGCACGCGGGAGCGUGGGCAGCGCCGGGCACCGCUGCCUCGACCCGGCGCCCAUGGAGCGCAGCGUCGUCGAGCUGCUCUGCGAGCGCGGCUAGGACACGCCAGGAACACGCCAAGGACACGGGACGCGCGGGGGAUGCACACGGGACACGCAACGUGGCAUGGAACCGGGGCCAGCGCCGGGCACCGCUGCCUCGACCCGGCGCCCAUGGAGCGCAGCGUCGUCGAGCUGCUCUGCGAACGCGGCUAGGACACGCCAGGAACACGCCAAGGACACGGGACGCGCGGGGGAUGCACGUGGGACACGGGAGCGGGGCCAGCGCCGGGCACCGCUGCCUCGACCCGGCGCCCAUGGAGCGCAGCGUCGUCGAGCUGCUCUGCGAACGCGGGUAAAACACGCUAAGAACACGCCAAGGACACGGGACGCGCGUGGGACACGGGAUGCACGCGGGAGCGGGGCCAGCGCCGGGCACCGCUGCCUCGACCCGGCGCCCAUGGAGCGCAGCGUCGUCGAGCUGCUCUGCGAACGCGGGUAGGACACGCCAGGAACACGCCAAGGACACGGGACGCGCGUGGGAUGCACGUGGGACACGGGAGCGUGGGCAGCGCCGGGCACCGCUGCCUCGACCCGGCGCCCAUGGAGCGCAGCGUCGUCGAGCUGCUCUGCGAACGCGGGUAAAACACGCCAGGAACACGCCAAGGACACGGGACGCGCGUGGGAUGCACACGGGACACGGGAUGCACGCGGGAGCGUGGGCAGCGCCGGGCACCGCUGCCUCGACCCGGCGCCCAUGGAGCGCAGCGUCGUCGAGCUGCUCUGCGAACGCGGGUAGGACACGCCAGGAACACGCCAAGGACACGCCAAGGACAUGGAUGACGCUGGGCAGCACGGACAGAGCACUUGUAGCAAUGUGUGUUGACGUGACACGCGUGUAGCCCCGUGGUGGAAUCACAUGUUGGAGGCGGAAGUGGGUCCCGUGUGCCAGCACACGCGUGUCAGGCCGUGCCGUGCGUGUCCCCGCGCGCUCAGCCCCUCUUCCCGUGUCCUGGCACACGCGUGUCCCCCCAUGCGUGCUGCCAGGUCCCGUGUCCCUGCACACGCGUGUCAGUCCGUGUCCCACGCGUCCCUGCAUGUCCGGAGCUUUGUCCCGUGUCCCAGCACACGCGUGUCAGCCCGUGUCCCGCCUGCCCAUCGCCGGGGCCCUCCCGUGUCCCCGGGGGGGGGGGGCUGCACACGCGUGUCCUGCGCGCGGGGACGUCCCGUGUCACCGCGUCACCGACUGCACCAAUAAAAACACGUGAGCUGC